AAAUUCUCCUCAAAGCAGCUCUUUGUCUAAGACAGCAUUAGGGGGCGGGUUAGUUUUGAAGUGAGAUAUAAUGGAUAGGAGGACAUUUCAAGUCAAAUUGGCCGUGGGUCAGUUCAAAAUGCUUUGCUGGGAAACAUCAGAAAUGCUCACAGAAAUCACACUCUCAGUAGAAUACUGGGCCAACCAGCAUCACAUAUAUGGAGGGUAUAUUUGUAACACUUUAAUGAGUGGUUCCUGGGCAGAUAGAUCCCCACUUCAUGAGGCUGCAUUUCAUGGCAGACUUUUAUCACUCAAGACCCUGAUUGCACAGGGUUUUAAUUUGAACAUCACCACCAUAGACAGAGUCUCUCCUCUUCACGAAGCCUGCUUGGGAGGCCAUGUUGCCUGUGCAAAGGUUUUAUUGGAAAACGGGGCUAAUGUAAAUUCAGUCACAGUUGAAGGCAUCACUCCUCUGUACAAUGCCUGCUGUAGUGGCAGUGCUGCCUGUGUGAAUGUUUUACUGGAGUACGGAGCCAGAUCCCAGCUCGAAAUCCAGCUUCCUUCCCCAGUACAUGAAGCAACAAAGAGAGGUCAUAGAGAAUGCAUGGAGAUUCUGCUUGCUAAUGGGGUAAAUAUAGACCAAGAAGCCCCCCAACUCGGAACCCCACUUUAUGUGGCCUGCACCUGUCAGAAAACAGACUGUGUGAAGAAACUUCUAGAGUUAGGAGCCAAUGUGGACCUGGGCAGAUUGCAGGACACUCCGCUUCACGCAGCAGCCAGAAAAACAAGCACAAAAGUAGUGGACUUGCUCAUAGAUUAUGGGGCAGAUGUGAAAUGCAGAAAUGUUGAAGGGAAGAGGCCGGUGGAACUCGCUGCCCCAAACACUACGGUGGAAAGAGCGCUUUUACAACGAGAAGGUCCUGCUGCUCUGACACAGCUUUGUCGACUUUGUAUUCGGAAACAUUUGGGUCGAUCACGACUUCACAAAGUUUCCAAGUUAGAGCUUCCAGGACGAUUGAAAGAAUUUCUUCUCUACAGAAUUUGUUGAAUUUAGCACAGAUUUGGAGAUCUCCUGUAAAAUGCAGACCAUGGAGAUUUUCGUCAAUCUAAUCCAACCUUCUGCAUAUAAUCCAAACACUCUAUCACCAGUUCUAAUGCAGCUAAUGUCUUCAUCAGUAUUAUGAUAAUACUGAUGAAGGCAUCAGCUGAAACGUUUGUCUACUUGACAUAGCAUCUUCUAGUUUUACCCCAUAUUUACCACCAUUAGCAUAAUGCAACUGGAAUGACAAUAAAUGCAUUGAUUAAAAGGGAUGUUCUCAAUCAGUACACAAUUGUUUCUUGCUCACUACUACACUUGUAUAAAACACAACAGAAAAAUAGAUAUACGAGUGGAGAUAGUGAUAUUUGUUGUGUUAUUAAACAUCACAACACGUGAUAAUUUACAGCAACCAGUGCUUUAUGAUUUUAUCAUCCAUUUCUCAAACAGCUUUUUUCAGAACUUAUAAAAAAAGAUAACAUACUGAGUUUCAAAGUGGCUUAGAUCACAUGUGAAAUUAAUUUGAUGGUUCUUAGUUAUUAGUAGGCCACAUCACAAAAUCAUUGGACAUCAUAUGCAACAAUAUUGGCACCGAGCUGGGGACGGAUGGGCAAGCAAACUGAACUUCUGCAUCAUCCUUAAACUGAAUGGUUCUCCAGGGCAGAGUUUAGAUGUAUGUGAAAACUCACAUUGUUACUGCAAGGAUGGAAAUACUGCAUAGAGCUUUCCUAUUGCAGGUUAUACUAUGAACAGACAUGCCUGAGCUUGAUACCUAUAGCCACUGCUUAUAUGUAACAUGCUCUGGCAUGUCUUUCAACCUGUAGUGCCUAAAUUGCUUUACAUCAGUUGGAGUCUUAUUUCCGUGCCUUUCUUAAAAUCUUCAGAAACACAAUUUCUAAUGCUAAAACAAACAAGAGACUAAUACUAUUCACAAGUAAUUCAACGAAGCUGCCGAGUUGUUUAUUUUUGUUCCGGUGCUGAAUUGGAUGUGUUUUUACUUUUUGAAAAAAUAGAGAACGUUUUUGAGCAAGUAGCUGCACUUGAAAAUUUUGACUGUACAAUUAAAACAAACUUUCUAAUUCAAGAACAUACAUUAAUGCCACAAAGCUAAGGAACAGUAUCAUUGAUUUUAUAAAUAAUAUUUAAAAAAAAAAAAAAAAAAAAAAGUUUUUAAUACUUGUUUCACCUUGGAGGGGGUUCAAUAUAUUUAUAUUUAACUUUGAGAAAUAUAACUACUGUUUUUUCUGUUAAAUGUCGUGAAAAUCUGUAAGCAUUGUCUAGCAAGUUACUCUGGUAGCAAUACUUUUUGUUUUGUGUUAUUCAAUUAUUGUUAUUGUUAUUGAAUUGUCCUGAAAUACUAUUAUACCGUAAAACCCCAUUUGUCUCAACUGAAUCGCCCUCCACCCCAGUAUCACAUGUAAUGAGGCCUAAACUCCUGUUUAUCCAAACGCCCAUAUUCUGUCCUGAGAGCAGUUCAGAUGAAGGCUGUUUUAUUAUAGUUGCUUACUGAUUCUGUAGAAAAAAAAUGUAUUUAGUCGAUUUCCAGUUAAAAAAAAUAAUAAACAGAUUGCUUUGUCUUGUUUGUUUGAAGAACUAAAGCUUUUCCAAGUCAUUUUAAAACAAAUGCACAGCCAUCACAUUAUGGGUAAUAUUGACCAAUUCUGAACUGAAGUACCCAUUGUCAAUGCACAAAUCUUUACAUGGUAUUUUUAUAUUUCCUCAGUUAUGAUGUCCGCAAAUAUUCGGAGUGGUCCCAAGUUCUGUUUUGUCUUUACCUGCCUCUGAGCUUACUUAGAGCUUUGUGACCUUUAAACUGCUGGGCCCAGCUACUCUACAUGUACAGAGAGGAUAGGUGGAGAGCAGGACGGAAAAAUAAAGAUUUUAUUCAUUCAGUAGUGCCCAAUGCUAUAUAUCUAGUGCUAGUAACAAACAAAUUAGGCACAGUAUGGAGUAACAAAUUCAACCUUCUGAGUUCCUUAAUUCUAGUUUUUAUUAUCCAUUUUAUUUUUCAUCGAGAGAGUUAGAAAGCACUCUGGAAGAAAGAACUUAAUACAUAUUUAUACCUUCAGAAAUUGACUGUGCAACCUUCUCAUGCUGUAACAAUGUG
This is a messenger RNA of Polyodon spathula (Mississippi paddlefish), 3122 nucleotides long. Its product is annotated as ankyrin repeat and SOCS box protein 11-like. Gene Ontology annotation, molecular function: protein binding. The record is from RefSeq and is a predicted model, not a curated record. Lineage: Eukaryota; Metazoa; Chordata; Actinopteri; Acipenseriformes; Polyodontidae. Gene Ontology annotation, biological process: intracellular signal transduction; protein ubiquitination; positive regulation of protein catabolic process. The transcript is spliced from 8 exons. The coding region runs from base 71 to 1027 and encodes 318 amino acids.